Molecule: messenger RNA, 1269 nt
Organism: Paramuricea clavata
Lineage: Eukaryota; Metazoa; Cnidaria; Anthozoa; Malacalcyonacea; Plexauridae
Source: the annotation of a GenBank genome assembly
AUGGAGUGUUUUGCCAAUUCUGUCAACCGAAAAUUAGAGGUCAUUAGCAAUGAAAUAUCUGGCAUCAAAGAGUUUAAAGCUUACUCUAUACUGUCAUUAGAAGAAGUCGUUAGUGAUUUGAAAAAGGAAAAGCUGGUGCUGAGCAACAAGAAUGAUAAAUCAGAAAAAGAAAAUACAGAUUUAUGUGUAUCUUUGUCAGAGCUUCGAGCUAAGGUGAUAGACCUUCAAGAUGAAAAAGCAAGCCUACUAACCGCAAUGAAGUUAAUCCAACGGGAAGGAAAAGAUGAACUAGAAGAAAAUAAAAAAAGGAUUGAAGCCCUGGAAAACGAGAAUAAUAACCUAAGAGAUGAAAAGCUCGGAUUCACCAGAGUGAUGAAACGGAAAAAGAAAAUAGCUACCAUUUCUUCUCCUGAAGCUACUAGCUCAUUGAAAGUAAAGAAUCAGUUUGAAGUUUUAAGCUCUGAACAGGAGGACGAGGAAGAGAUUUACGAAACGAAGGCUAAAUCAUCGACUUUCUCACAGAAAGAAAUUGCGGUCAAUAACAAUAUAACCUCAAAAGAUCCGCGCUCCCAGAAUGAAAGUACUUCCUCUCAACCCGACUCAUUAUCAAAUAUUACCCCAACUCAUCAUACUACAGCCAAAAGUAACAGCGACAUCCCGAUCCUAAUUAUCGGCGAUUCUAUCAUCAAACAUAUUGAUCCUAAAAAGAUCUCCCGAAAGAAAACUAUUAAACGCACGUUUCCUGGCAAAACCGCAGAACAAAUAAAACCUGAAGUGGAAUCUAUGGAGGUUGAAGUACUUCCUUCACACAUUAUUGUACAUGCUGGGACUAAUGACCUUUCUGUGCAACCGCCGCAUAAUUGCGUUAAAAACAUCGAGAAUCUAGCUUUGUGUAUAAAAAAGAAAUUUACAGAUUCAAGAAUAGCAAUAUCCAGCAUAACUGUCAGAAACGACUUGGAUUUAAGCAAACAGAUCUCCACUGCUAAUGAAGAAUUACAAAAAAUGUGCUCUAAGAACGGGUUUGAUUUUAUUAAAAACAAUAAUAUUGAUGCUACAUGCUUAAAUGGCGGCCUGUUACACUUGAACUCAAAAGGAUCCGCAUUCUUGGCAGCAAAUUUUAUUAAGUUCCUAAGGGGGAACAUUCCAGCUCCAUCAGAGUAUCGCCAAAGGAAGAGAGGGGAGGAUUUUCAAGGUCGCCGGACAUAUCAGAAUCAUUCACUAGAGGACCUACUGAGACUCCUAUUACUCGCUCAGAGGACCGAGUAUUAA